AUGGUGGAAAUCGAUGAAGCCGAAUAUGCAUUGAAGAAAGGGGCUUUCGAUAGAGAGUGUGAUAGAGUGAGACCGCGCAAAGGAACUCCGAUUGACAUAGAAAAGGUAAAAGAAAGUACACAGAGUACGUCGAAUGAUAUUGAAGACGAUUUGCAAUCGAAUAGUUCAGAAGAGUCCGUAGACUCUCAACCGGAUAAAUUAGAAAAUAAUUUGACUGGUAAAUCAACGUCUGAAACCCAAACAAAUAGCAUCGAUAAGAGUGCUUCGGUUAGUAAUCCCGGUGAGAUCGCAAAUAAUUCUGAAAACCAUACAACGAGCGACAACGAAAACGAAAAUACAAUGGCGAAAACGCCAAAAGAUUUUAUUGCGCUGGCUAAUCAAAUGAUAGGCUAUAGAUAUAACGGUGAUCCAUUAAAUCUUGAUAGUUUUCUAGACGCCGUUGACUUGUUAAAAGAGCUAUGCGAGAGACCGAAUGUGGAUAUCAUGCGUAAAUUUGUAAUGACACGUUUAGAAGGUACUGCGAGAGAGGCAAUUGUGGUAGAGCCCCAAACUGUUGAUGAUAUUAUUCGACAAUUGAAAGCCAAUAUCAAGACCGAAUCGUCAAAAGUAAUUGAAGGGAGAAUUCUCGCGCUCAGAGCUGAUAAAAGCAGUCUCACAAAAUUUGCAGAGCAAGCAGAAGCUCUAGCCGAACAGUUUCGACGUAGUUUAUGUGUGGAAGGCUUUUCCAAGGAAAAAGCGAAAGAAAUGGCGGUGGAAAAAACAGUAGAAAUGUGCCGUAGGUCGGCUAAAAACGAUAUUGUGAAAGCGGUUAUUGCUGCAUCAAAAUUCACUGAGCCCAAAGAAGUUGUAGCCAAAAUGAUCGUUGAGAUCAAUAAUGUUAAGCAAGACAAGCCUCACAAUUCUUACACACACAAGUUUGGUCGCCCAAACCAUGGCAAUAAUAAUGGUCGAAAUUUUAAUAAUAAUGAUCGCUCGAAUAAAUCUCAGAAUAAUCGACAAGGAAAUGGAGGUAACUGGCGCAGCAAUGGCCAUAAUAAUGGUGGUAAUGCGAACAAUCGUGGUCAAAAUAAUAACCGAUCGAAUCAGCAAGGCCAAAACAAUAACAGAAACGGUCAGAAUUAUAACAGCAAUUAUAAUG
Messenger RNA from Sitodiplosis mosellana (orange wheat blossom midge), 1138 nucleotides. RefSeq lists its product as uncharacterized. The record is from RefSeq and is a predicted model, not a curated record. Lineage: Eukaryota; Metazoa; Arthropoda; Insecta; Diptera; Cecidomyiidae. The annotation marks the transcript as partial. The transcript is spliced from 2 exons.